GAGUGUAAGUGUAAUUAACAAGAAAAAGCAAUGGCUUCUAACUCCUCUCUCAUUUGUUUUAGCCUUUGUUUCCUCUUUCUUUUCCAUGGUACUUUUGCUCAGAUCUUUGAGCACCAGCAAGUUUGGCAGAGGAUGCAACAGCAGCAGCAACAUCGGGCGCUCAGAUCCAGAACUGAGUGUCGGAUUGAGCGCCUGAAUGCUCAGGAACCUACUCGUAGGUUCGAGUCUGAGGCUGGUGUAACUGAGUUCUGGGAUCAUACUCAGGAGCAAUUUGAGUGUGCCGGAGUUCAAGCCGUCAGGCAUGAAAUCCGACGAAACGGACUUUUGUUGCCUUACUACAGCAACACUCCCCAGCUCAUCUACAUAAUUCAAGGAAGUGGAGUGCAUUCGACUGUGUUCCCGGGUUGUGCUGAGACAUUCGAGACAGAGUCAGCACAAUCCAGGAGGGGAGAAAGGGGAGAAAGAGGAGAAGCUGGACAGAGAUUCAAUGAUCGUCACCAGAAAGUUAGACGUUUUAGAGCUGGUGAUAUUCUUGCUUUACCUGCUGGUGUUACUCAUUGGACUUACAAUGAUGGUGAAGAACCAAUUAUUAGUGUCUCUCUUAUUGACACUUCCAACCAGGCCAAUCAACUUGAUCUCACCUUCAGGAAAUUCUUCCUUGCUGGAAAUCCUCAACGUGGUGUACAACAACAAAUGUUAGGAAGACAACAAGAGGGAGCUGGCCUAGGAAGAAGAGGUGAACAAGAGAGAGGAGGCAACAUCUUGAGCGGAUUCGACGCGCAGCUUUUGUCCGAUGCUUUCAACGUCGAUCCUGAAAUAAUUAGGAGAUUACAAGAACAAGCCCCCGAAAGGGGAGUCAUCGUCCGGGCGGAGAACCUUCGGUUUCUCCAACCCGAAGAAUCAGAAGAAGAACAACAACAACAAUGGCAACAAGGUAGAAGAGGAGGAAGUUGGCCUUUGAAUGGAUUGGAAGAAACUUUUUGCACAAUGAAGUUGAGGGAAAACAUUGGCCAUCCUACUAGAGCUGACGUGUACAAUCCACGUGGCGGUCGCAUUAGCACGGUCAACGGUUUGACUCUCCCUAUCCUCAACUUUCUCCAACUCAGUGCUGAAAGAGGAACCCUCUACCGGAAUGCUAUAGUGGCACCACACUGGAACAUGAACGCACACGCAAUCAUCUACAUUAUCCGAGGAAGCGGCCGAAUUCAGGUGGUAGGAAAUGCCGGGCGAUCCGUGUUCAACGACGAGGUAAGGCAGGGUCAGCUACUCGUCGUGCCUCAAAACUUCGCGUUGGUGAAGAGGGCAGGAGAACAAGGGCUCGAGUACAUCACGUUCAAGACCAACGAUAACGCCAUGACCAGCCCGUUAGCCGGGAGGUUGUCCGCCAUCCGAGCCAUGCCCGAGGAAGUUCUGAUGAACUCGUACCAGAUUUCGAGACAAGAGGCAAGGAGUUUGAAGUAUAAUAGGGAUGAGUUGAAUGUUUUUGGACCAGGUGCUAGAUCUGGUAGGCAACAAUAUGCCUAAGAAAUGUAAAAUCAAAUGUAAUGCAAUGUACUCAAAUCCUAUGUUUUAUGCUAUGUGAAGUAAUAUUAGGAUUUGUAAUGUUGAGAGAAUAAAAAAUGCCUCUAGAAUCUUGGCUUUUAAGUACUUUGUAAGCGGGAAUUCUGGCGUUUAAUCUUGAGUGAAUAAAAUGUACUGACCUUUUAGUUUAUA
Molecule: messenger RNA, 1713 nt
Organism: Nicotiana attenuata
Lineage: Eukaryota; Viridiplantae; Streptophyta; Magnoliopsida; Solanales; Solanaceae
Product: legumin B-like
Exons: 4
Coding region: 31-1524 (497 amino acids)
Molecular function (GO): nutrient reservoir activity
Source: RefSeq, a predicted model, not a curated record